CUACUAUACCAGGUCCCAGGCUGCCAGGGCAAUUAUAGGUACCUUUUGUUUCGAUAUCACAACAAAUUAAUACUUUACUUCGAACGAACCCUAAUUUUUUGGCCUGAGAUUUCCUCAAUCUAUACAAGCCUUCUGAGUUCACGAUAUGGACCUGCCCUAGGUGUCUACUUUACGGAUCUACGCUCUGGUAAGCCGCCAGGUAAUGGCCUUCACUAGCCACAACUUCAAGCCACAAAUCAAGGACCGAUUUAUAAAUCAAUUUAAUUCGGAGUCGCGUCGAAGUUUAAGUAGACGCGUCAAACGCGUCUCAUUACACGAAGCGCAUAACGACAAUCAGGAGAGGCACAGUGUAUUGAUAUCUUUGAUAUCCCGGAUAUCCUAGAUAUUAAUACAUCAGAUAUUAGCUUCCGAAGUUGUACCAAUUUUAUACGGAAAGGGUACCCGUUACUCCCAACUACUUACUGAUCCGAGACAUUUCCCUAUUUCUUCAUCAUGUCAUCAGUAGCCUCCUCCACCCCCCCUAAAGAGUCUCCGGACUCCACACCAGUUCCUGAGGAUCGUCACAACUCGCUCGUCUUCAGAGACAAAGGCAAAGGACCUGACAGUGUAUCUAAGAGAAAGAGAACCUUGACAAAUGGCACGGAACAUGUCAAAUCGAGGCGGAGAACGCGUGAGCCCGAGUCUGAGGCUGCGAUCGAAGAACAAGACUUUGAUCCCGAUCAAUCCAUGGAAGAGCGACGAAAUCUUCAACGCGGAUAUCGGGAUCUCCUCCGUGAUCUUCAUGAGAACAACGAUGAAUAUCUCAAGAUAGAUUCAGUUGGCCUACACGAGACAUUACGUAAAGCCAAUGAACUGUCAUCUAAUGUUAAGCAAACUACCGAGGCUGCUAUAGAUUCAAAGCUCUUGGUUAGCACAGCUGAUGCAUCUUACCGCAAGACUGUUCGCCUCACUUCAGGUAACAUUGCCCAAGGCAUUGAUGUGGAGGAGUUUGUCUCAAAAUGCAUUACCUACAUGCGACUCGGAUCUGGCAUCGCGGAAGAUGAUGCGCCAGAGCUUACCUCUACACAACAGCACAGACGAAGACCGGGUCGAGGAUCCUUAGAUGAUGGAGAGGAUUACGAUGAUGAGAUCGGCGACGAAGGUGACAUGUUCAACUGGGAGCAUCUUGGCCGAUUUGCUUGCCUCCCUAAUAUUCGACGUCCGGCCACACCUGGUUUCCUCCUUGGCCCUCUUUCUACUGAAGUGAAGAAAAGAAAGAUCACCAAACGCAGUGCACCAUUCAGGCCUAAUAACUUGCAGGAGACGAGACCCGAAGUUCUAGACGCCGAGGCAGUCCAGAGAACGGAAAAGAACGACCUUACUACCAUCUGCUCUAAGAUCCUUCAAAGACUGAAGCAGGUGCAAGACGAGGCCCAGGAUGCUGUUGAGAGUGCUGUUGUGCGUGGAGCUAGCGAUGAAGAAGCACAGAAAUUAAUGGAUCGCCAUGGCCUAAGAGAUACGGGUGGUAUCGAUCUCUUGAAGUUCGUCGUAAAUCCACAUUCCUUCGGACAAACCGUAGAGAACAUGUUCUACGUCAGUUUCCUAAUCCGAGACGGCCGUAUUAAGAUCGACUUUGAUGAGAACAAACUACCGACUCUUCAUCCCGUCGAUCGUGAAGAGGAGACUGCCGCCUCCAAGCAUCGUGCCCAAAAACAACAGGCCGUGUUCUCCAUAGACAUGAAGACUUGGCGCGAUAUCAUCAACGCGUUCAAGAUCACCGAUCCUAUCAUCGAACACCGCCAGGAACAGAGUCACCAAGGGCCAGGAUCUCGCGGUUGGUACAAUUAGCCCUGAUGUUACUAUCAGCUAUUCAAUCAGAAAACACUAUCCAUUGAGACCUAGAGGCGUCUUAAUUGUACGUGCAGCCACCUGUCAAAUACCCCGAACCAGUGGAGGAGUUCAAUUGUAAUACCAGCCUUGUACUAUCAAUUAGCUAUAGAUGGCUUUUUGCUGUAAUCCUCAAUAAGCAUGGCCAAAAAGUAUAGUGGCUGAUCGCCGGUUGCCAGAAAAGUC
Messenger RNA from Annulohypoxylon maeteangense, 2052 nucleotides. RefSeq lists its product as uncharacterized. Bases 493 to 1827 code for a protein of 444 amino acids. Gene Ontology annotation, biological process: DNA repair. The transcript has 2 exons. Gene Ontology annotation, cellular component: Smc5-Smc6 complex; nucleus. The record is from RefSeq and is a predicted model, not a curated record. Lineage: Eukaryota; Fungi; Ascomycota; Sordariomycetes; Xylariales; Hypoxylaceae.